Messenger RNA from Podarcis muralis (Common wall lizard), 5959 nucleotides. RefSeq names its product KIAA0319 ortholog. Gene Ontology annotation, biological process: neuron migration. Gene Ontology annotation, cellular component: cytoplasmic vesicle; plasma membrane. The record is from RefSeq and is a predicted model, not a curated record. Lineage: Eukaryota; Metazoa; Chordata; Lepidosauria; Squamata; Lacertidae.
UAGUGGCUGGGAAGGAGGAAGGGAGACCGAGCGUUCGCUGCUGUGUCUGUUUUUUUGUUUUGCUUUGGACAAGAGCAUGAAAAAGACUUGCAGGCAUCGAUCGCCUAGGCUUUGCUAGCUUGGCCUAAUAGUACGCACACCCACUUCCAAUUUUUAUUGCCCUUGGUUGCAAAAUAAUAAUAAUAAAAAAUCACCCAACAGCUCCUGCUCCGUCCUGUAAAUCUUCGGGAAGACAACGAGGAGGAGCAGAUGGGGCACUGAAGGAUGCAGCCGUACCCUGCCGAAGCAUCAGCUGCUGUCCCUGGCGCCGCCCGAUCUCUCUCUCUUUCCUAGCCCCACCCCCUCCUCGCCUCGUCUCUAACCGCCAGGUAAGAAAAUCUGAGCUCCCCGCCCGCUUCCAUCGUAGGUCGGUGCUGGCGACUUUGUGUCGCAUGCAAAGGGAAGCCCUCGCAAGCCGUUUCUGCUUCCAGCUCCCAGCUGGAUAUUGGACAGAAUUGGCAGAACGAAGGGGUUUUUUUUAAUGCAAAGUCUUCAGAUUGCUGAAACUGAGGUUGAUAUUGCCUGUUUAAUGAAGAAUGGCUCUUGCGCUAGAACUAGGAACCCUGUGCUUACUCUUGGGAAUUCUAACAGGGUGUUUCUGCGAACAGUGCAGAGAAGGAGCCAAGUAUUCAGAUGCAAUAAUAUCUCCUAAUUUAGAAACCAUGAAGAUUAUGCGGGUCCCCCAUGCUGUGUCGGUGUCAGACUGCACGGCAGCCUGUUGCGAUCUUUCCGACUGUGACUUGGCCUGGAUGUUUGAACGGCACUGCUACAUCGUCAGUUGCCAACGUAAAGGGAACUGCGAGCCCAAGAAGAUGGAGAAGGUGAAGUCCUCUUUGACUUUUGUGCUAAGGCCUCCUCAGAGGCCCUCUGCACUGCUGGGGUACGGGCAGGUGCCAUCAAAGGUCCUCCGCCCAAUGGCGCUGCAGGGCGACCCAUCAGACGAAGUCAGCAGCCUGAAGGAGCUGUCCUUCCUCAGUCGGGAGGAGAGCCCAGACUACCCAGAUGAAUAUGGCGAUACGGAGCAGAACCCCUUUCGGUUGAGCCUCAAGCCUGAAGAGAAGGAGGAUGUGAACUAUGCUGACUGGAGUUUGUUGGUGGCAACUGAGAAUGGUUUCAAUUCUUCAGGGCUCAGUGAUGGAAACAAACAUGUUGACCUGGUCAGAAGUGAAGAGGAGAGAGGUCCUUUGGAGACUCCUAUAGGUGCAAAUGAAUCCAAGGGAAACCAUGUCACCGAACAUCCCGGGGAGUUGCCAGAGAUCAUGUUGGGCAUGAUGGAGAAAUCUGCAAAUGAAUUAGGUUUUCAACCGCCUGAUGAAACCAACAGCACCUGGCAGGAAGAGGUUCUAACAACUUCCCAUAAUCCUUCUUCAUCAGACACCCUGGGGUUUCUCUCCACCACUGCAACACGAACUCAAACAUCAGACCUGCGAAAUCUUAUGCAGGAUGAUGCCACACCCCUUCCCACCGGUCCUGUUUUCACCCAAGCUACUGCCACAGAUCAUGUAUCGUUGUCCACUUCUGCCACCAAAGAUGUAAAGGAACUCCUGGUGUCGGCUGGAGAUAAUCUACAAGUAACUUUACCAGAAAACGAUGUUGAAUUGCAUGCGUUUGUAGUCACGCCAUUCCUUUCAGAAUCGGCCUAUAGUUAUGAGUGGAGCUCGAUGAGUCACCCCGAUGGUUACAAUGGUGAAAUGGAGGGCAAGCACACGCCAACACUGAAACUUUCUCAACUGCCAGUAGGUGCCUAUGUCUUCAAAGUGACUGUUUCUGCUGAAAAUGCAUUUGGAGAAGGAUUUGUCAAUGUCACUGUCCAACCAGCUGUCACAAUAAAUCAGCCGCCUGUUGCUAUCGUAUCUCCAAAAGCCCAGGAAAUUUCUUUCCCUACAACUUCUGCUUCCAUUGAUGGGAAUCAAAGUACUGAUGAUACUGAAAUAGCCAGUUACCACUGGGAAGAAAUUGAAGGUCCCCCUAGAGAAACGAAGGCAUCAGCUGAUACACCAGUUUUACAUCUGUCUGAGCUCGUGCCUGGCAAUUACACUUUCAGGUUAACAGUGAUUGACUCCAGUGGAGCAGCUAACUCUACAGAAGCCUCACUGAGGGUCCAUAAAAAAGUGGACUUCCCUCCUGUUGCCAAUGCAGGGCCAAAUCAGGAAAUCAGUUUGCCUCGCAACUCCGUCACAGUGAAUGGAAAUCAGAGCAGUGAUGAUUAUGAGAUAGUCAGCUAUGAGUGGUCCCUGAGCCCAAAAAGUCGAGGCAAAGUGGUAGCAAUGCAGGGGGUGAGGAGUCCCUACCUCCAGUUAUCGUCAAUGCAAGAAGGCGAAUACACGUUUCAGCUGACUGUUACUGAUUCUGCUGAACAGCAGUCUACAGCUGAAGUCACGGUGAUUGUCCGGCCCGAAAAGAAUAGCCCCCCAACAGCCGUGGCUGGGCCAGAUAAGGAGUUGACAUUCCCUGUCCAGAGCACCGUUCUUGAUGGAAGCAUGAGCACUGAUGACUUAGGCAUUGUUUACUAUCACUGGGAGAAUAUCAGUGGGCCAACCUCUGUGCAAAUGGAAGACACUGAUAGCGCAGUCGCAACUGUCACAGGCCUGCACGUUGGAACCUACCAUUUCAGACUGACCGUCAAAGACAGCCAAGGACUAAGCAGCACAGCCACAAUCUCUGUGACUGUCAAGGAGGAAAGCAACCGCCCACCCCAGGCUCAUGCAGGGGGCAAGCACAUCCUCGUUCUGCCCAAUAACUCCAUUGCUUUGGAUGGUUCGCAAUCUACUGAUGACCAAGGGAUUGUGUCUUAUCUCUGGAUUCGGGAUGGCCAGAGCCCAGCAGCUGGGGAUGUGAUACACGGCUCAGAUCAUGAGGCCAUCCUGCAGCUGACCAACCUCGUAGAAGGGAGUUACUCUUUUCACUUGAAAGUCACCGAUGGCAAAGGGGAGUCAGACAUCGACAUGGCUACUGUAGAAGUGCGGCCUGAUCCUAAGAAAAAUGGACUUGUGGAACUGAUCUUGCAAGUUGGAGUUGGCCAGCUGACUGAACAACAGAAAGACACGCUUGUGCGGCAGCUAGCAAUGCUCCUGAACGUCUUGGAUUCUGAUAUUAAAGUUCAGAAGAUACACGCUUAUUCUGAUAUCAGCACAGCUGUUGUGUUCUAUGUUCAGAAUGGCCAUCCUUUUAAAGUGAUGAAGGCAGCAGAUGUUGCACAGAUGCUACGCUUGCAGCUCUUGAAGGAGAAGCCAGACUUCUUGCUCUUUAAAGUGCUUCGCGUUGACACGGCUGGUUGCCUCUUAAAGUGCUCCGGACAUGGACAUUGCGACCCUAUCACGAAGCGCUGCAUUUGCUAUCAGCUGUGGAUGGAAAAUUUGAUACAGAGGUAUCUUAACAGCGGAGAGAGUAAUUGCGAGUGGAGUAUACUUUAUGUAACGGCAUCAGCUUUCAUUUUGAUUGUGCUGAUGGCGGGGUUCGUUUGGCUCUGCAUCUGCUGUUGCAAAAGCAGAAAGAGGACUAAAAUAAGAAAGAAAACAAAAUACACAAUUUUGGAUAAUAUAGAUGAUCAGGAGAGAAUGGAGCUCAGGCCUAAAUACGGUAUAAAGCACAGAAGCACAGAACACAAUUCCAGCCUGAUGGUUUCAGAGUCAGAGUUUGACAGUGACCAGGACACCAUAUUCAGCAGAGAGAAGGUUGAAAGAGAGAACCCAAGGAAUGCCAUGAAUGGUUCCAUGAAGAAUGGUGUCUCCUUCAGCUACAGCUCAAAGAACAGAUAAAUGAAGAGGCUGCAGUGGAAGGACACGUGCUAAGGCUAUGCUGCUCCUCCUUCACCACCCCCUCCCAAACUAUACUGGUGGGAGACGGGAUGAUAAACUUCCAGCAUAGUAGAAAAGGAAAUGGACGCGGUGGACUUUCCCCUUCAUUUCUUUAACCAAUAACGUAUUUUAACUGACCACAUGAGUUAGGUGAAAGGGUUUUCAAGUCUAAAAAUGGUUGGAGAUGGUUUCCAUGUAAAAGGUUAUUGCUCAAGACUGUUACAUUACAAGGAGCACAUAUGAAAGCUACCUUAUAUUGGUCCAAGUUUCCUUUAGAAAACAGUGGCUAUGCAUCUGUACAAAGACACAGCAGUAUGCAAAUGUACCUUGAGUUAUUAAAAAGAAAAGCAGUGUGCGGCUAUAGCGUCCACCUCCUUCCAGUCACUUUUAGUUUAACAAAUAAGAGGGUUGAUGAAAAGGGGUUUUGUGAUAUCUGCUUUGGUAAGGCAAUGGAGUUGAAAUCAUUUUUUCAAAGGACUCAAGGCAUUGUCUGAAGCAACCUAACUGCAGUAAAGGACAUUCGUAUUUGGAUGGCAGACUUCCUAGGAGUCUGGCAAGCCCAAGUUGCUGGAAGAAAGGAAAGAUCUGAGUAAAAUUUCAAGCCUGUUGCUACCUCCUUCUUGUAAGUGGAUGCCACACUUGGGAGAAGGUUCUAUACUUGGGAGAAAUUGGUGGCACAUACCAUAUGCCACCAAUUUGACCCUCUUCUGUCUAUUUUGCUGAAGAAAGGCUUGCAAAAUCAUUCCACGUUCUUUGAAAACUGCAGCUUUUGUGGGGUACAUUGAUUUAAUAACCGGUACUGGAAGUUUUAACUCCUUCCCUUCAUUUGCCUUGUGAAGUGCUGAGAGUAAAUCAGAUGCGCUCAACUCCAUUGACUGUGGCAUUCUGUGUAGUGAAAGUGUGGGCCAGAAAUCACCUAGUCUUAAUAUCUAACAAUGCUCAUAAAACAUGUUUACUGAACAAGAACCAAUUGUCAUCGGGUUUCUGUGUGUGCAUCAGCACUCUCCCUUCAUGAUAAACGCGAAGAUAAGCACAAAUUUCUAAAAAAAAGGUUUAAAUUUCAUGCUAGGGGCUUAACCCAAAUGUUGCUGUAAACAAAGAAGAAUGGGCUAAACAGAAGUUUUAAGGCACUGCGAUGAUUUUUACCCCUGGAGAGUAAAGUGUCAUGUGCCUCAGGUAUUGAACAAUUAGUGAUUCAACUGUUUUUUACAUGAAGUCACACAAAGCAAACAUAUAUUACACCUGCGUAACCAAUUUUUCUCAAUAUAUAGUUCAGCUUUAGGAACCUUGGUUUUGUGUCUUCUAGAAGUUGUUUGUGCAACUUGAGGGCUUGCAUAUCCUUUCACCAGCAGAAGUUGGUCCAAUGAAAUAAGUGGCUUUCCCAUUUUGUCUCCAAGGCAAAACUAGUACACCUGCCUGGUCCUCCAGGUGAAGGUACUACAAACUCACAUCAUACCGGACACUUGCCUGUGUUCACUGGGAGCUGGAGCUUAACAAUAUCUGGAGGGUCACAACUUCUCCAGCCCUGUGUUGAAGAAAACUCAUACCAAUGUAGGAUUCUUUUAUUUUUUUAAUACGCUUACAAAAUGUCACAGAUCUGACAGUAGAUGUGAAUGUCCACCAAUUUUAAAGUUAAACAUUUAUUACACACAGCUCUUUUCCCAAUACCCAAAGCAAAUCUACACACAAAAGUGAAAUGUAAGAAUUCAAGUAUCACCUUCUGUUAAUGAAUUACUGUAUACAAACAAAUAAUAACUUUUGUUAUUUUUGAUGUAAACGUACCAUACAAAUGCAUAUUAAAACUUAGCUGAUCCAGCCCCAAGAGAAAAUUUCUCCAAUGAGGCUAGUAGUAUCUUGUUACACUUGAACAAUUUGUGCUUCUCAAAUGUUUUGCUUCUUUUUCCUCAAAGGAGGAGCGUUGACAAGCUUGGGCUAUAUUGAAUCACUAGAUUGUCUUAGUUUUGUAUUUCUGUGUGUGUGUUUCAGAUUUUGAGUUACAUGUAGAGCAACUGCCUUAAAUAAUAUAACAGGAAGCAUUUCUAGACUUGUCUGUAAGACUGUAGAUCAGUCUGUGGUACUAGCCUGUAUGCCCACAAAUGUAAAAAUUAUUGUUGCUGGUUUUU